CCUCUGGCAUUGAACCUCCAACUGCCGCCUCAAUACUUACGACUCAUCGCCAUCAGCCAUGUCCUUUCGUUACGCCCCGAGAGUUGCGAGAAGCAAAGUAAUAGCAAUUCCACACCCGGGACCAAAUGCAAGCAAGAGCAGCCCUGGUGCUUGGCUUGUCGGCAGGAGCAUUAGCGGUCCUUACAGUAACAGCGAAGGAUGUACAUACUGAGGGGUCAUCGUCGAAACCAUCUUCGGCAGCUCUGGCAGCGUACGUCCCGCCACGAGAGAAACUUAGCAUCUAUGACGGUCCAAGUGACCUGACCGUCAGACCGGAGGAACCAAGCUCGCUGGAGUUGGCGAUUCGAGAGACAAGACAUACCGUGACAGCAGCAUUUUCCACUACCCGUGCUCAAGCGCAAAAACUUGUUAAUGAAUGGAUCAAAGUUGAGCAGAAGAUCGGAGGGACGAUUGGGCGCUACAAGGCGGACGACGAGAACUAUGUGCCAGGCGUGCUGUACGUCACGCUAGCGGGAUUUGCCGGAUCUAUACUGACUAAACGACGAUCACUUGGACUCCGAGCUCUAACUCCGCCGGCCUUCGCGCUCGCCGCAUUUGUCUAUCUGUACCCUCGCACGUUCCGAAACAUUGCGCAAGGGGGAAACAUCGCAUAUCAGCCCAGCGGAAGUGGGAGCCGAGGAUUCACAUUUGUUGAUGACGCUGUGAAGAACGUGAAGGACACCAUUGCUUCGAUCUUCAAGUAGAACUCACGGGUUACUUCCGAUUGGCGGUGGCACCAAGUUCGGCUCGUCUGCGAUGGCACGCAGUGCAUCAGCCUCUCGAUCUUCCUCCUGGCAAUCUGCCAAGCCUUUGUCGAUUCGAGCGAC
Messenger RNA from Fimicolochytrium jonesii, 866 nucleotides. Its product is annotated as apolipo protein O-domain-containing protein. The record is from RefSeq and is a predicted model, not a curated record. Gene Ontology annotation, biological process: cristae formation. Gene Ontology annotation, cellular component: mitochondrial crista junction; MICOS complex. The transcript is spliced from 5 exons. NCBI's taxonomy places the organism in Eukaryota, Fungi, Chytridiomycota, Chytridiomycetes, Spizellomycetales, Powellomycetaceae. The coding region runs from base 126 to 743 and encodes 205 amino acids.